Molecule: messenger RNA, 2104 nt
Organism: Aureobasidium subglaciale EXF-2481
Lineage: Eukaryota; Fungi; Ascomycota; Dothideomycetes; Dothideales; Saccotheciaceae
Exons: 1
Coding region: 330-2063 (577 amino acids)
Cellular component (GO): small-subunit processome
Molecular function (GO): snoRNA binding; protein binding
Source: RefSeq, a predicted model, not a curated record
CUUACCAAGGCCAUGCGAGCGAGAAAAGCAUCUCCACUCAUCUUGCUGACUUAUUAUGACAUUGGAGGAUCUCUAAUAAAGCGUCUGGUUCGAGGAGAUACAAAAUGCCACCUUCCUGCUUAUAAAAUGCUUCAACUUUCCACGUCAAAUCAGGACAAUCUGACUAUCGUGUUGACUGAAGGUGGAUGGAGGUGACUGCCAAAGUGGGAAGGCGGUGAAGCGUCGAGGCCCAAGCUUUGCUUCCGGCUUCGAGUCGCAGCGGGCAAAAAAGUUUAGGAAGAAUUCUGGAUUUUGCAAACGAAGGCCCAUCAUCCACGGCCAACACAGGAAUGUCGAGCUUCUUCACCAAGCCCGCUUCUCUGAAGAGAAAGAGACCCGAAAGCGGCGCACCACGACCUCAACGUACCAACGAUCGCUCAAAUGCUCGUCCGACAAAGCGAAGAGAAACGCGCGACGACUCGGUCUCCGGCAGCGACUUUGAGGAUGAUGAGGAUGUAGGCCCUCGCCCACCUGCUGAUUCUGAUGAUGAAUCGGACGAGUCUGAGUUUGAAGGCGAGGAUGCGGCAGGAAGAAGGACACGGCUGGCAGAAAGAUAUCUCGAAAACACGCGACAACAGAUCAUCUCCGAAGGUUUCGACGCAAAGGACAUCGAUGCAGAGCUGCUAGCUGAGCGCAUGGGCGAGCGUCUGAAAGAGGAUUCCGCAGAGAGCAAAGGCAAAAUCUACCGCUGGAUCGCAGACGAAUACGACUAUCAAAACGCCCUCCACUCGCAGUUCCGUGCAGACUCGCAGUCUUUGACUGGUGUGGCCACAUGCGCUCCCUACAUUUACACCGUCUCCAAGGACAUGACUCUAAUCAAGUGGGAGAUGCCCCAGCAAAUCGACGCAUCCUCAAAACACACACAAGCCACAAAGCCCAAGAAGCUCAUCUACACCCGCGGUAACGGAAAGAGAGAGGACGAUUUCGACUUCAAGCACCACACCGAUGUCAUUCUUUGCGUUGCUGCCUCUACAGACGGCAAGUUUGUCGCAACCGGUGGCAGAGACAGGAAGCUCAUUGUCUGGGAUGCUGCAACACUGAAACCGCUGAAGUUCUUCCACCACCACAGAGACGCCGUCACCUCGCUAUGUUUCCGUCGCACUUCAAAUCAACUCUACUCGGCCAGUAAGGACAGAACGAUCAAGCUCUGGAGUCUGGACGAGCUGGCCUACGUCGAAACACUCUUCGGUCACCAAGACGAGGUCACUGAUGUCGGUGCCUUGAACCAGGAGCUGUGUGUCACAGUAGGCGCCAGAGACAGAACGGCGAGAUUCUGGAGAGUUGUGGAAGAGAGUCAGCUCGUCUUCCGUGGUGGCGGUAGCGGUGCCUCAUCCAAGCAGAAGAGGGAGAAUGCAGCAGCUGGUAUUCCUCAGCCGCGUGAGUACCACGAAGGCUCGAUCGAUAGAGUCACUAUGGUCGACGACGAGACGUUCGUCACUGGCUCAGACAACGGCACACUCUCAUUAUGGAACAUUCAGAAGAAGAAGGCCAUGUUCACUCUACCCCUCGCACACGGUCUGGACCCACCGCCGAACCCUGAAGAUGUCAGCGCAGAAGCCGAUCCUUCGGCAGAUGCAAGCGUCUACACCGAACCACAGCCUCGAUGGAUCACCGCUCUUGCAUGUGUACCGUUCAGCAACAUUGUCAUUAGCGGCAGUUGGGAUGGUCAAUUAAGAGCUUGGAAGAUUACAGAGGACAGGAGGAGGUUGGAAGCAUUGGGCCCUAUCGGCUGUGUCGAGGACAACCAGCUGAUCGACGCAGAAGCAAUGUACAUGGACAACUCAAUACACGCUGUGCCAGAAUCGAACAAGACGGUCAAGGGUGUCAUCAACGACCUAGCCGUGUUCGAGCGUGGUGAUAGAGGUAAAGAUGGUUUGGCUAUUGUUGCAGCAAUCGGCAAGGAGCACAAGCUUGGCCGAUGGAUGCAUGAUGCUGGAAAGAACCACGCCAUGCUUUUCCGUGUGUCAAAGAAGGUUGCUGACAACGACACAAUAGAGGACGCUGAGGUAGCAGAGGAUGAGUGAUGUGUUGCAUAAAAAGCGUUUCUGUACGAUCUCUCAUAUAC